AUGCAUAUCCGUCGUUGCCUGCAUCUGAUCCUGACUGACAUCUGGACUCUAUCUUGUUUACAUCACUUCUUGCUGGAGUUCUUAGGCACUGCCCUCUUCCUGUCUGCCAGCCUAUCAGCUGUCUUAACAUUCCCCCUAGCCACUGGAAGGCAGCAACUGAAUCUGAGGUCUGAGGGCAACCAGAGCAACAUAAGCAAUUUGUUCUACCUGGGAAAUGUGUGUAACCAGAGCAACCUGAACAACCUAGUUGAUCAGAGUGACCUGUGCAACCAAAGCAACCUGAGCAGCGAGACCAAUCAGUGGAACUUGAGCAACCUGUGCAACAUGUGCAUCCAAAGAAGCCUGUGCAAUGAGAGCAACCUGAUUGAAAAGAUCAACCUAGGCAACAACCAGCGCAAGCUCUGUAAUCAUUGCCACCUGAGCUCCCUACCUGUCUCACCUCCGAGCUGUCUGCAGGUGGCGCUGGUGUUUGGUCUGUCACUUGCGAUGGCAGCAUUCUGCGUGGGCGGGGAAGUCCACCUGAACCCAGCGGUUACUAUAGUAAUGCUCCUUACCCUUAGGCUCCGCCCAUGGAGGGCAGCCCUAUAUGUGAUUGGACAGCUUCUAGGGGGCGUGGCUUCUGCUGCACUUCUGCUGCUGCUGACUGGAGACGUGACUCCAGCCGUCAACCAGGUUGUUCCAGGUGUUCAGCUCCACCAGGCCGUCACCGUGGAAACACUGGCAACUUUCCAGCUUGCCCUGGUGGUCUUGGCCAUGGUUGAUGCCUCCCUUCCAGCUGUGGUGUCAAACAUGCUGGUUGGCCUGGCUGUCAGUCUGGGUCAUUUAAUUGCAGUGAGUGCGACAGGAUGUGGGAUGAAUCCGGCUCGUUCAUUCGGUCCAGCUGUCGUCACUCUCGACUUCAACAACCACUGGGUGUUCUGGGUGGGGCCCGGUCUUGGGGCGUGUCUUGCUGCUCUCCUGAACGACCUGUUGCUUCGGCCACGUUGGCAUCGUCCGAGAGACUGGUGGGCGGAGCUAAAACAGCUGUAUGUGUUGACGGGGAAACAGCAGCAGAUGGCGCUGUCACACAGUCCAUGACCCUGCACACACACACACAUACUUGUUUUCAUCACUAAGGAGAACUUCAAACAAAUGAAACUAAAGGAGGACGCCAUGUUUUUCUUCCUCUUUAUUCUUGAUAAUCGUAACUCCAGUAGAAACAGCAGUUCCAUAGACUUUCUGGUUACAGGAUCACCUUCUUCUUCUUAAGAAUUGUAUCUUUCUAUGUGUACCUCCCCGCAUAUGUGCAAUAUUCAGUUUUUUAUAUUCAUCAACUAAAACAUUUAAUAAAAAUGGCUCUCAUCAUAUCUUCAGGAUAUUUACUUUUCAAUUUGUUUCUAUUCUCACUGAUUAU
Molecule: messenger RNA, 1393 nt
Organism: Labrus bergylta (ballan wrasse)
Lineage: Eukaryota; Metazoa; Chordata; Actinopteri; Labriformes; Labridae
Product: aquaporin-1
Biological process (GO): carbon dioxide transmembrane transport; hyperosmotic response; renal water transport
Cellular component (GO): membrane
Molecular function (GO): glycerol transmembrane transporter activity; ammonium channel activity; water channel activity
Source: RefSeq, a predicted model, not a curated record